AUGUCUUCUUGGGUCCAUGCAAGCGUAGAUAGUGUGCGUGGUAAACAUCAGAAGGGAGAUGCACUAUGGGUACGUGUGAAAAACUUGUAUCACGUAGCUCAAGCAGAAAAUCCAGCUGAAAUUAACAAAAGAAAUGUGGAUUCUAUGAAGAGUCGAUGGAAACGACUUAACGAAAAUGCAAACAAAUGGGUGGCUGCUUGUAGAGAAGCAAACGCGCGAAGGAGGAGUGGAAUGAGCGACCAAGAUGUUGAGAAUGAAGCUCAUAGCAUCUACCAAGGAGGAGGCGGCAACAAAUUUCAAGAUUUGAUAGUGUUUAAUGAAGUUAUGAGCAAACAUCAAAAGUGGAGUAUUCAUGAUACAACACAGGUAUUUCCUCCUGACAAUGAAAAUGUUGGUUAUGAACAGGAUGGUAGCAAUUCAAAGAGGACAAAGACUUCUGAAUCUGGCGAGUAUACUAUCCCUUCAAAUCCGGAAACUCCUACAUCUGGCCAUUCAACUAGUUCUCGGCCUAUGGGCAGAGACAAGGCAAAAAGAAAAGGAAAAAGUAAGGUAACACAAUCUGAUUCUACUAAUGCUCAAGUUGCUGCAGAACUUCAUGCACUAAGGCUAGCUAAAGAUAAUGAGAACGAACUAGUGAAGGCUCGACUGCAGAUAGAGCGUGAAAAGCUGGAAAAGCCCUCUAUGAAGAUGUACCAAAAAAUGUUGAUCAAGUUGUUGGACAAAGAGCACUUGUCCCCAGAAGAUCAAGCGAUGAAACAUCAACUAAUGGAUAUUGUGUUUAAAAAAUGA
Messenger RNA from Salvia hispanica, 789 nucleotides. Lineage: Eukaryota; Viridiplantae; Streptophyta; Magnoliopsida; Lamiales; Lamiaceae. The record is from RefSeq and is a predicted model, not a curated record.